AUGGACGAGGACGCGGAGCUGAUCCCCGAGAAUCUACGACGGCCGCCCGACGAGCCCGCCUCCACCUCGAAAAAGACGCCCACCUCGAUCAAGGACUACAAUGUCAUAAAGGAGAUAGGUGAAGGCUCCAUCAGCACCGUCUACUACGCCAAGGAGAUGUUCGGCGACAGACGGGAAGUGGCCGUCAAGUCGUGCCAAAAGCGACGCAUUUUACGAGAUAAAUUGGUAGACGCCGUGAUGCGUGAGAAGAACAUCCUGGCCCGCCUCUCCACUGCCGAAAACAUGCACCCAUUCGUCGUCGGGCUCUACUGCACACUGCAAGACGCCGAGACGCUCUUCUUCGUCGUUUCCUACGCGCAGAAAGGCGACCUGGCGACGAUCAUCCAGAAGCUGCCCGAGAAAAGGAUGACGUUGGAGCAGUCGCGGUUCUAUUCGGCUGAACUUUUGGCAGCUUUAGGCCACAUCCAUUCGCUCGAGGUGAUCCACCGCGACGUGAAGCCGGACAACAUCCUCGUCAAGGCCGACGGCCACAUUUUGCUGUCGGAUUUCGGGUCGGCCAAGGACCGAACGCUGCCCGAGAAGGAGCCACAACCCGAUCCGAGAAAUCCGGACGGCCCACGAAAACGACGCGCUUCUUUUGUGGGCACCGCGCAGUACGUGACGCCGGAGAUGCUCCAAGGCAAAGAAGCCGAUGAAACAUGCGAUUUCUGGGCCCUCGGCGUCACUGUUUUCCAGUUUUUGACAGGAAAGCACUGCUUCCACGACGAGAGCGAGUACCUCAUUUUCCGCAGAGUACAGGAGCUUCUCUACACAUUUCCGGACGAUUUCCCGGCACCGGCAAAAUCACUGGUCGAAGCGCUGCUUGUGGUUGAGCCCUCUGAACGUCUCGGGAGCGCGUCGCUGGGCGGCAUCUCCUCGCUGAAGCAGCACGACUUCUUCGACGGCGUUCAAUGGGAUUCCCUCGAAAACACUAAGCCCCCGUUUUUAAUU
Messenger RNA from Mesorhabditis spiculigera, 990 nucleotides. NCBI's taxonomy places the organism in Eukaryota, Metazoa, Nematoda, Chromadorea, Rhabditida, Rhabditidae. The record is from the annotation of a GenBank genome assembly.